Messenger RNA from Colias croceus (clouded yellow), 3200 nucleotides. RefSeq names its product cell division cycle protein 27 homolog (gene Cdc27). Gene Ontology annotation, biological process: cell division. Bases 155 to 2269 code for a protein of 704 amino acids. The record is from RefSeq and is a predicted model, not a curated record. Lineage: Eukaryota; Metazoa; Arthropoda; Insecta; Lepidoptera; Pieridae. The transcript has 4 exons. Gene Ontology annotation, molecular function: protein binding.
AUAGACCACAGACAUAGACAAUCAACAAACUCGAAAAAUGUCCGUCGCAGUCGUAGAUGAUACGUUUUUAUUUUAAUUUCAUAUUGUGUAACAAAUGUGGCAAGCAAUGUAAAAUACUUUAACAUUAUACUGCUAAAUUUUAUACCAAACCAAAAUGAUUGUUCAAGAGCCCUUACAGGUUAUUGUCUGGGAUUGCCUCAAUAAUUACGAAUAUGACAACGCUAUAUUUUUGGCUGAAAGAUUACACGCUGAAGUUGGUUCUGAGGAAACAGCCUUUCUACUUGGUACAUGUUACUAUAGAGCUGGAAGAGUUAAUGAGACACAACAUUUAUUACAAAAUAUAACGCUUACAUUACCGCAAUCCCGUUUUCUUCUAGCAAAAUGUUCUGUAGAUCUCAAAUCCUAUAAAGAUGCUGAAAUUGCACUUGGAACAAAUUUAGACAUUGUUGCUUCUGAGUUUGGGGAACAAGCACCAUAUGCAUUACAAUUGCUUGCUAAAAUCUAUAGCAUCACUGAAAGGAAAAGUAAAGCAGCUGAAGCACACCGGAAAGCUUUAUCCCUCAAUCCAUUUAUGUGGAAGUCCUUCGCUCAAUUAUGUAACAUGGGGGAGAAAAUAGAACCAAGCCAAGUGUUCCAUAUAAAUCCCGAGUUUUCAUUUGGCGUCUCCACAUUAGUGAAUCUAGUCAACAAUUCAGAAAAUAUAUCAAUUGCUAAUAGUAACAUUCCUAAUAAUAAUAGUAUUAACACUAAUGUUACACCAAAUAAUGUUUCCACACGCAUGUCAAUGACCAUAUCACCUAGUGUCACUCCGGAGCCACCGGCACCUGUUAAAAGUAAAAUGCAUAGCGUGUUCAGUGGUAUGGCUCCGAUACCAUUUUCACCAUCAUUUGAAAUGCUUCCAAUACAAUCACCUGUCUUGUAUACGCCCACCCUUACGGACUCAAAUGAACAAAAAGCUAUCCCAAAAAUUGUUAAUUCUUUAAGAGCUCAUGUAGGUCAACUUAAGGAUGCAGUAUUUAAUCCUGGACCAAGAUGUACUCUCGGCCCGGGUCCUAGAAGAUCAUCAAGACUUUUUAGCACUAAUAAUAGCAGUUAUUCGGUGAAGGAAAAUAAUAAAUCACCUAGCCGUAAGUUUGUAGCGCCCAAAAGUCCAUCAAGGAAAAAUAAACAGCGCACAGCUAAGAAUGUUAAAUCAAAUGUUGAAACAAAUGAAAGAAAUAAGAGUAUGGAAACUGCAACACCAACAAUCACACCAAAGAAUUCUAAUGUUGUAUCAUUGUUAAUUUUAUUAAAAGAGCUUGGAGAGGCGUACAAGUCACUAGCAUUUCUUGAUUGUAAAAAUGCCAUAAAGCAAUUUCAAGACAUCCCCCCGAAACAGUUAGCAUCCCCAUGGGUGCAAACAAUGAUAGCUAAAGCUCACUAUGAACUAGCUCAAUAUGAGCCUGCCGUAAAGAUCUUCACUGAAAUUCGUAAACUGUAUCCCAACCGGACAGAAGGUAUGGACAUAUUUAGUACCUGUUUAUGGCACUUGCAAAAGGAAGCUCAAUUGUCAGCAUUAGCACAAGAACUUGUAGAAUUAGAUAGAAAUAAUGCAAUUUCGUGGUUGGCUGCUGGUAACUGUUUCUCGUUACAUAAAGAGAGGGAAACUGCCCUUAAAUUUUUCAAAAGAGCAGUGCAAAUUAACCCUGAUGCUGCAUACGCUCAUGCCUUAUUGGGCCAUGAAUAUGCAGUUGCUGAAGAAACUGAUAAAGCACUAUCAAGCUUUAGGACUGCUGUUAGCAUUGACCCUCGCAAUUAUGUAGCAUGGUUUGGAAUUGCCACUGUUUAUGCUAGACAAGAGCGUUGGAAAGCAUCUGAAGUUCAUAUUCGUCGUGCGUUAGCGAUACAUCCCUAUUCUGGCGUUUUACGGUGUCAACUUGGUCUCGCACAGGCAGCAUUAGGCAAAAUGGACCGAGCCCUCGCAACGCUAGAAAGAGCUGUUGCACUUGACACAGAAAAUCCAUUAUGUAGAUUCCACAGAGCAUCUGUAUUAUUAAGAGCGGGAAGACCACAAGACGCAUUAGCUGAUCUCCAACAUUUAAAGGAUAUUGCACCCAGAGAAUCUCUAGUUUACUAUUUACUUGGAAAGGUUCAUAAUAAAUUAGGCAAUUCACAUUUAGCGCUUAUGCAUUUUAGCUGGGCGACUGAUUUAGAUCCUAAAGGAACAGGUGGACAUAUAAAGGAAGGAUUUGACCCUCUAAAACAAGAAGAUAGUUCUGAGAGAUCUUAAGUUGUCAUAACUGGUAAAAAAAAUAUAAUAAUCGAGCCUACAUCAAGGCUAUAGAUGUUGUAUUCAUGUUUGACUGAAUAUUGUAUAUAAGCACACACUGAUCAAUUUCCCAAAUGUAAUUAAAAUCUUCCAAAGUUUUUUGGAAAUUGGUUUGUGUGGAGGCAGUUAGUUGCUGUAGUAGUUAGGGUGUAUGUGGAUUUGUUUAUAUAGAGUAAGAUUUGGAUAUUCCUAAUAUUAGUUUAUCUGUAUAGCUGUAACACGAAAUAAUAAUUAUAUAAAUAUGGAAGAUAUGCUUGUUAAACACAAAGGGCCUUGAUCUCAAUGUGGUGUUUAUAAUUUGAAUGUAUUGUGUAAAAUAUAAAUCAUUUGACAUUGCAAUAUAUUUAAUUGCCAUGCUAAUCCGCGAGUGUUUCUACUUUCUACUUAUAACAUAAUUAUGAAAUUUUUGAAAUUAAAGACGACUAUUACUAUCAAUUGACAAUAACCGCUGGCGGUAUUCUCAUAGGUUAUUUAUAAUUAAAUAAAUCUCCCCUAAACUCUCGUACAUAACAUUAAUGGCUUGUAAUUUUUUGUAGUUUGACAAACUGUUAUUUUGCAACACUGUCAUAACUUGUAAUCUAACAUUAUUGGACACGCCAAGAUGUGUUAAUAGUAACCAUAAAGGGACAUAGAGAUCGAUAAAGCAUUGAACUGCGAGAAACAUUUAAAGUAUUUAUACGCCGCAAUGUUCAUUGAGCUAUUAGAUAUAUUAGUUUGUUAUGUACAGAAAUAAGUAGGUUUUUAGUGAAGUCAUUUUGUGUCGAUAUGAAUGUACGAAAAAAUUAAAUAAAGCACUAUUGUCUUGCAAAUCACAAUUCAACUGCUAGCUCUGUGAAAACAUGUCUAGACCACCUAUUAAUGUAUAAACGUAUAAAAAUCAUAUUAAAAUAAA